Messenger RNA from Lutra lutra (Eurasian river otter), 2030 nucleotides. It is a transcript of the gene FBXO5, whose product is annotated as F-box protein 5. NCBI's taxonomy places the organism in Eukaryota, Metazoa, Chordata, Mammalia, Carnivora, Mustelidae. Bases 36 to 1376 code for a protein of 446 amino acids. The record is from RefSeq and is a predicted model, not a curated record. Gene Ontology annotation, biological process: negative regulation of meiotic nuclear division; regulation of mitotic nuclear division. Gene Ontology annotation, cellular component: nucleus. Gene Ontology annotation, molecular function: protein binding. The transcript is spliced from 5 exons.
UUCCUCACCUGAGGCCGACCCCACUUCCCACUGGCAUGAGCCAGCGCCCCUGCCGCUGCUCCCCACGGCCCCUUUCCAGCUCCUGCCGCUGCAGCGCCCUGACAGCCGCCGGGCGCCCUCGCUCCUCAGACGGUUGUAAAGAAGAAAGUUCUACUCUUUCUGUCAAAAUGAAAUGUGAUUUUAACUAUGACCAUAUUCAUUCUGGACUUAAUAUGCUAAAGCCUGAUGACACUGGAAGACUAGGUUCUUAUACUCCUGCAUUUUUGGAAGGUUCUUAUAAAGACUGCAUUGAAGACUAUGUAAGAUUAUCAGAUAUUGGGUCACCAAUUGUGAGCCCCAAGGUUGUAGAACUUGAAACUGAAAAUGAAAACAAGCUCUUUCACAACAAGGAAAAUCAACAUGUGCAACAAAUACUUAAUAGUUCACGUGAAAUAGAAGAACUAGAGACCAGUAGACCUUACGAAGACAGUGGCUAUUCUUCAUUUUCCCAGCAAAGUGGCUUCAGUGAACAUGAAGAGAGUAGCCUUUCCUUGGAAAAUUUCAGUGACAGUCCACAGUCCUGCCUACAGAUGCAAAGCCCAGACCAAUAUCCCAGCAAAAACUUGCUGCCGGCUCUUCAUUUUGCAAAAAUGCUUUGUUCAACAUUAAAAAAGAAUGCCAAGCGAAAUCCUAAAAUAGAUUGGGAGAAACUGAAGGAAUUUAUAUCCAGUGAAAAUUUUAAACUACAGAAUAUAAUUGGCAGGAAAAUGGGCCUGGAAUGUGUAGAUAUUCUCAGUGAACUCUUUCGAAGGGGACUCAGACAUCUUUUAGCAAAUAUUUUAACACAGCUCAAUGAUAUGGACUUAAUCAAUGUGUCUAAAGUGAGUACAACUUGGAAGAAGAUUCUAGAAGAUGAUAAAGGGGCAUUUCAGUUGUAUAAUAAAGCAAUACAAAGAGUUACUGAAAAGAACAUUAAGUUUUCACCACAUGCUUCAACAAGAGAAUAUACUAUGUUCAGAACCGCAUUAGCUCCUAUUCAAAAAUCCGAAGCUCGGACCUACCCCCAAAAAGGUGCUCAAACCAAGUUAUCCGAUCCAGGUGAUCAGAAAGGUUCUACUUACAGUCGACACAGUGAAUUCUCUGAGGUUGCCAAGACUUUGAAAGAGAAUGAAAGCCUUAAAGCCUGUAUUCGCUGUAAUUCACCAGCAAAAUAUGAUUGCUAUUUACAGCGGGCGAUCUGUAAUCGAGAAGGUUGUGGGUUCGAUUAUUGCACAAGGUGUUUAUGUAAUUAUCAUACCACCAAAGAAUGUUCGAAUGGCAAACCCCUAAAAGCCAAUUAUAAAAUAGGUCCUCUGCCUGGUACUAAAAAAAGCAAGAAGAAUUUACGCCGAUUGUGAUACCUUGUUAUAUCAAUUGUACCUGAUUAUGAAGGUUAGUUAGAAAAUGUUAGGUUUUAAUUUAAAAAACGUAAAUGUAUUUUGAUUUCCAAUUUUGUGUUGAAAUCAAUGUAGUACAGGGGAUUUUUCACCCUGGUGAGUAAAGAGAAAUAUAGCCUCUUAAAAUAUUUUACAAUUCAAUGUGAAAAAAGUUUAAAAUUUAGUAUAAAUCAGAAAAUUUAAAUAUUUAAAAACAAAAGGAAAACUAGAUAGUUAUCUGAUAUUUGUGAUUCAGGGAUAAAAUAAAACUGAUUCAAUUUUUAUGCUAAAGGAAAGCCAUGUAAUUUUACCUAGAUAAUCUUAAAUAUAUAUCUUGUUUACCAUCUCUUAGCAUUUGAGACAUUUUAUUUUCCUUACCAAAUUAAUACCUAUCAAAAUAACUUAAGUCUAUUAAUUCAAGUGUUUUGUCAUCUUUCUUUAACCUCUUUUUCCGUGUGUAUAUUUCCCAAAAAGUACUCUUUGUGAAAUCUUGCUUUUUCCUGUUUAUAAAGUCUGUAUGUUUUAAUAUUGUUGUACAUAUGUAAAUAUUUCUGUAUUGUUUUUUAUGUCAAAGAAGAAAAUAAAGAUCUUUUGUGUAUAUAUAUAUACACACACACACACACUUGUAAAUGUAAA